CUUAUCGCGCCCGCUUGUCGUCACAAGGAUCAAAGAGUCCCAAAGGACUGGCCACGACUCUUCCCGCGUCCGAUCAUGGUUAAGGCGCUGGUUUUCAAAGGCGACAAGAAGCCCAAAAAACGCAAGCGGGCCGCUGUCGAAGACGAAGGCGGCGCACAACCCUCAAAAGCCGUCGUUUCCACAACAGCCGGCGUCGCUGCAGAAUCGGCAAAAGUGGCCGACGAUGAUUCCUGGGUAUCUGCAGAGCUUUCUACCGACAUCUCGGGCCCCGUGAUCAUUGUGCUGCCGUCCGAACCGCCGACGUCUCUGUCUUGCGACUCUCAAGGCAAGGUUUUCAGCAUACCUCUCGAAAACACGAUCGAUAACGAUCCUACGACCGCAGAGCCGCACGACGUACGGCAGGUGUGGAUAGCGAACCGCAUCGCUGGAACUGAGAGCUUCAGCUUCAAGGGCCAUCAUGGACGCUACAUGGGCUGCGACAAGUUCGGCGUCUUGAGCGCAUCGCGCGAGGCUGUCGGUCCAGAGGAGCAGUUCAACAUCAUACCCGUGGCCGACAAUCCGGGCACGUUCGCCAUCCAGACCCAGCGCGACACGUUCAUUUCCGCGGUCGAAAAGAAGGGUGGCGCGAUCGUGGACAUACGAGGCGAUGGCGAAGGGAUAGAGUUUUCCAGCACGCACCGAAUACGCAUGCAGGCGCGCUUCAAGCCGAAGCUGAAGGUCGCGAAGGAAGAGAAGGCCAAGGAAAAAAUCAGCAGAAAGGAGCUGGAGGCAAUGGCUGGCAGGAAGCUGGAGGACGACGAAGUGAAGAAGCUGAAGCGAGCGAGACGGGAAGGCAAUUUCCACGAGGCGAUGCUGGACGUCAAGGUCAAGGGCAAACAUGAUAAAUUUGCGUAGAGGCGCAGGCUACACGGAGUUCCGGUCCUCAAUCGAAGCGUGGAAUCGAACCCACGAACAUGACCAUGCGUCAGAGAAUUGUAGCGGCAAACACUUCAGCAGCAAAUCCUUCGACAGCAUGUCGACAUGAGCUUGCGCAAAGAGGAGAUUGCGAUAGGUAAAGAUGCUGAAGGCCAAGCAGCCUUCCGGCCAUAAAGCCCAAGGCGGGAAAAUGUGCGGGACGUACACAGUUUAUUCCAGUCUCCUCGAUACAUGCGGCAAUAUCUCAGCGAUUCGUCACGACUUUCCUUUCGCUCGUAGUGCACGAAUCCAAAAAAGCGCAGGCCCAACCCAUCACCAUCACCCAAUUGGGUCUUGAGAGCAAUCGUGAGCCGGCACAGCAAACAUAAAUGGAAAAGAAAGAGCAAGAGAAAGAAAAGAUCUCAAACGUGUUGGUCUGAAGUGGAGUUUUUUGACUUCCUAUCGUAUAGGCCCGCAACAUCAAUAGCGAACCAAGCUAGUAUUUGUACAUAUUCCAUAUUUUGUUUUGAGGUCCUCCUUUUUCGUUGCUUGCAGUGCAGUGGACGACAUGAUAUACAUAGUACAAGGGCUAAAGCAACAGAUGAACCCGCAAGAACACCAACGCUAAAGAUGCAGAAAUCCCUAGAAAAGAAAAAUUCAUGUCAGUGGUGACGAUAUG
Molecule: messenger RNA, 1573 nt
Organism: Verruconis gallopava
Lineage: Eukaryota; Fungi; Ascomycota; Dothideomycetes; Venturiales; Sympoventuriaceae
Exons: 1
Coding region: 76-894 (272 amino acids)
Cellular component (GO): striated muscle dense body; nucleolus; catalytic step 2 spliceosome
Molecular function (GO): actin filament binding
Source: RefSeq, a predicted model, not a curated record